This is a messenger RNA of Humulus lupulus (European hop), 3850 nucleotides long. Its product is annotated as probable LRR receptor-like serine/threonine-protein kinase At1g67720. The coding region runs from base 181 to 2853 and encodes 890 amino acids. Gene Ontology annotation, molecular function: protein kinase activity; protein binding; ATP binding. NCBI's taxonomy places the organism in Eukaryota, Viridiplantae, Streptophyta, Magnoliopsida, Rosales, Cannabaceae. The record is from RefSeq and is a predicted model, not a curated record. The transcript is spliced from 19 exons. Gene Ontology annotation, biological process: protein phosphorylation.
CUACAUUACUCUCUCUGCUUCUCAGCCGAUAAUUUUUUUGAGAAUUCUUUUUCUGUAAUCGAACAGAAUAUAUUAUCUCCUUUUAUUUCAUGUUAAUGUAUGAAAAACUCGAAAAUAAUUUAUAAUUGUUGAGGAUGGUCAUCGCGUCGUCUGUGUUUCCCUUCUGAGAAGACAAAUCAAAUGGAGUACCACUACUACUUCAGAUUGCUUAUUUUUGUUUUUUCUCUCGUCUUUCUCAUCGAUUCAUCUUCUUCUCAGAUGCCAGGUUUUGUGAGUUUGGAUUGUGGAGGUGAUGACUCUUUCACAGAUGAUAUUGGGAUUAUGUGGAGUCCUGACACACUUGCUUAUGGCGAGACAACAAGUAUAGCAGUUGCAAAGGAGACCAUGAGGCAAUAUAAGACUCUGAGACACUUUCCUGCUGAUUCAAGGAAGUAUUGUUACACUCUAAAUGUCACAAGUAGGACUAGAUACCUUAUAAGAGCAACAUUCUUGUAUGGUAACUUUGACAACAAUAAUGUUUAUCCCACGUUUGAUAUAUUUCUCGGGGCAACCCAUUGGUCAAAUAUUGUUAUAACGUCCGCUGAUCGUAUAGAGACUAGGGAGCUUAUAUUCUUAGCAACAACUUCUACAAUCAGUGUGUGUUUAUCCGAUGCUACAACCGGGAGCCCAUUUAUAUCAACCCUUGAGCUUCGACCGUUCAAUGGUUCGACUUACUACACCGACUAUGAAGAUAAUUACUACCUCAGUGUUUCUGCGAGGAUAAAUUUCGGUGCAGACAGUGAUGCUCCAGUUAGGUAUCCAGAUGACCCUUUUGACAGAUUAUGGCAGUCAGACUCAUUGAAGAAAGCCAAUUACCUUGUUGGUGUUGCAGCUGGAACCGAAAAAGUGUCAACGAAAAUGCCAAUUGAUACUAACAUGGAUGGGGGGCCUCCUGAAAAGGUUAUGCAGACAGCUGUAGUUGGUACCCGUGGGUCAUUAACUUAUCGCCUGAACCUGGAUGGUUUUCCUGGUAGUGGAUGGGCACUUGCCUAUUUUGCAGAAAUUGAAGAUCUUAAACUGGGUGAAUCAAGAAAAUUUAGGCUAGUGCUCCCCGGCAAUCCUGAUAUCAGCAAAGCUAUUGUUAAUAUUGAAGAAAAUGCAGAUGCGAAAUAUCGUCUCUAUGAAGCAGGAUUUGUCAAUCUUUCUCUACCCUUUCUAUUAUAUUUUCAGUUUGUGAAAACAGGAGACUCCUCCCGGGGGCCUCUCCUGAAUGCAAUGGAGAUAAAUAAGUAUUUAAAGAAAAAUGAAGGUUCUAUAGAUGGGCCUAUCGUUGCUAAUGUAGUUUCGCGCUACUCAUCUGACUGGGCACUAGAAGGUGGUGAUCCAUGCCAGCCAGUUCCGUGGUCUUGGGUUAAUUGUAGCUCGGAUCCACGACCGAAAAUAGUUUCAAUUAUGUUGUCUUGUAAGAACUUGACAGGGAAUAUCCCCUCGGACUUGACAAAAUUGAGUGGACUAGUCGAAGUAUGGCUUGAUGGAAAUUCAUUGACUGGUUCAAUACCUGAUUUCACUGGAUGCGUGAACUUACAGAUAAUUCAUCUUGAAAACAAUCAGUUGACAGGUGGGCUGCCUUCCUCUUUAACAAACCUACCCAAUUUGAAGGAAUUGUAUGUGCAAAAUAACAUGCUAUCCGGAAAGGUGCCAAAGGGUCUUCUCAACAAAAAAAUGGUUUUGAACUAUACGGGAAACGUAGAUCUUCACGAAGGAAGUUCAAGUGGAAACCAUAUGAGCAUUAUCAUCGGUGCAUCAAUUGGUGCUGCUGUUUUGCUCGUAUCUACUUUCGUGUCUUGCCUAUGCUUUCCCAAAUUGAGUCAAAGAAAUCGGGAUAAAGGAGCUUCUGAAAGCCAGGCUCCCACAGAAACUGGACAUUGCUUUGCACUUUCAGACAUUGAAGUUGCUACAAAAAAGUUUGAGAAGAAAAUUGGUUCUGGAGGUUUUGGAGACGUGUACUAUGGAAAAUUGAAAGAUGACAUAGAAAUUGCAGUCAAGGUCUUGGCAAGUAACUCCAACCAGGGAAAGCGAGAGUUUUCAAAUGAGGUAACUCUUCUUUCAAGAAUACACCACAGGAAUUUGGUACAACUUCUUGGGUAUUGCCAAGAAGAUGGAAAGAGUAUGCUUAUCUAUGAGUUCAUGCAUAAUGGAACUCUCAAGGAACAUCUUUAUGGGCCAUUAACUCAGGGACGAAGUAUCAACUGGAUCAAGCGCCUUGAAAUUGCUGAAGAUUCAGCCAAAGGGAUUGAAUACCUUCACACAGGCUGUACUCCAGCCAUUAUUCAUCGAGACUUGAAGACCAGCAAUAUUCUUCUGGACAAACAAAUGAGAGCAAAGGUUUCAGAUUUUGGUUUUUCCAAAGUUUCUGUUGAUGGGGAGUCCCAUGUGUCAAGCGUAGUUAGAGGCACUGUGGGAUAUCUGGAUCCUGAGUAUUACAACUCUCAACAACUGACUGAUAAAAGUGACAUUUAUAGUUUCGGUAUUAUUCUUCUUGAGCUUAUAUCUGGUCAAGAAGCAAUAUCUUGUGACAGUUUUGGCCUCAAUUGCCGUAACAUUGUCCAAUGGGCAAAGCAACACAUUGAGAGUGGUGACAUUCAUAGCAUCGUUGAUCCCGCCUUACACAACGAGUACAACAUCCAAUCCAUGUGGAAAAUAGCAGAGAAAGCUUUGAUGUGCGUUCAGCCACAUGGAUACAUGAGGCCUUCGAUCUCAGAAGUUCUGAAGGAAGUCCAGGAUGCCAUCUUGAUUGAAACAGAAGCAACAAUAGUGAGAGAAUGUAACUCAGAUCUCGGAAAUUUUGACGAACUUGUCUGUGUUCCAAGAUAAGAGUGAGCCACCACCAGAAGGUCGCUUGCCCAAUGCCACCAAAGGCUCUGAUCACUUGGAGGAUGUGUUUGUCCCCAUGGAUCUUAGUGAUCAGGAUAUUGUUGCCUUAUCUGGGGUCACACACACCUUGGAUAGGUGCCGUAAAGAUCUCUCUGGAUUUGUAAGACCUUGAUCUAAUACAUGUUUCCUGGAACAGAGCUUCUUAUUGGAGCGAUAGAAGGCCUGAUUCAGCUACCAUCAGGAUGAGGAUGCCGACUUUGCUGAUUAUGCUGAAGCUCGUUUGAAGUUAUCAAAUCUUGGGUUUGCCAAUAUGGAUAGCUUAGUUUUCUGUCAUGAAGCGCAGGAAACAAUUCUUCAUUUAUUUAAGGAAUUCCCCCUAUUUAAGGUCAUCUGGUUUGGCUUACAAUGGUCUGUUACGGUGAUAAUAUUCCCAUUGGUAAUUCAAAAGAUCUGGUUUGGUGGUUCCUAGAUCCUAGUGGAAAUCUUAACCAAUAUGCUUUCUUGUUAUAUGCGGCCUGUGUGUUGUGAUGAAGUGCGGAGAGCUAGAAACAAAAUAUGCUAUGAACAUGGAGAAAUUGAUAUUCUAGCCAUCUCUCAUAAAAUUAAUGAUGCUUCCUUAGAGUUAAAAUCCUCAAAACCUUUCCAUCAACGGUCUGACAAUUCUAACCAUCCUUAUUCUCUGCAUGUAGAGGAGGGCAUGGUUACAAUUUUUGUGGAUGGCUCUCUCGUUACCAACUGGGCGGAGACUGGUGUUGUAUGCUUUCUGGAAGAUGAUUGCAAAAGAGUGAUGGUGAUCUCGUUCCAAGCGGAGAACUCUUUUGAAAGCUGAAUUAAAAGUUUUGUUUCAUGUGGUUGAAAUAGAUGUUGAAGAAAAUAUAAUUGUUUGGAAACUUUGAAAUUGUGUUUAGUUGUGUAUGCCAAUAUUAUGUUAGAUUUAUAUUAUUAGGAAAUUACAUAUUUUAUAUGAGAUUUUUAAUAGAGUGCAAAAUUAUAGUUU